AACGGACUCGACAAGAGCCAACUCAAACGAGAGUUGGGAUAAGGCCUCCGUCUUUCUCUCUCUGUCACUCUCUCACUUCUCUCGACCGCAAACUCGCUCUCAGCCAUGACGGCGAUCUCCACGGCUUUGGCGACCUCCUUCUUCGGUCUUGCGAGGCGGCAGGUGGCCGCGGCCCCGGCCCAUCGCCGCCAAGCCCCGCUCCUCCCCCUCCCCUACCGUGGGAAGCCCGCUGCCGUCUCCGCUCGCUCCUAUACCAUCGUGGCCAAGCGAACCGGCGGAAUCGGGUUCGGACGGCUCAGGGUUUCGCGGAGGUCGGGUUCGUGCGCCCGCCGGUUCGUUGCGUCCGCCGCCACGGCGGAGGAGGGCUCCGACGUUCUGACGAAGAUUCCACCGGACGAACGCAUUCCAGCCACCAUCAUCACUGGGUUCCUCGGUUCUGGGAAGACAACUUUGCUAAACCAUAUAUUGACUGCUGACCAUGGAAAACGCAUAGCAGUUAUUGAGAAUGAGUUUGGGGAAGUUGAUAUUGAUGGUUCCCUGGUUGCUGCUAAAACUACUGGAGCUGAGGAUAUAGUUAUGCUCAAUAAUGGUUGUCUUUGCUGCACUGUGAGGGGCGAUCUUGUCCGAAUGAUUAGUGAAUUAGUUGAAAAGAAGAAAGGAAAAUUUGAUCAUAUUGUAAUAGAGACUACAGGGUUAGCCAAUCCAGCGCCUAUUAUUCAGACAUUUUAUGCAGAGGAUAAGAUUUUCAAUGAUGUCAAACUGGAUGGCGUUGUUACUUUGGUUGAUGCAAAGCAUGCAGGCUUUCAUUUGGAUGAGGUAAAGCCCAAAGGUGUGGUGAAUGAGGCUGUUGAGCAGAUUGCAUAUGCUGACAGAAUUAUAGUGAACAAGACUGAUCUUGUAGGUGAUUCUGAGAUCUCUUCACUGAUCCAGCGGAUAAAGAAUAUGAAUCGCAUGGCUCAUUUAAAGCGAGCAGAGUAUGGACAAGUUGAUUUGGAUUAUGUUCUUGGGAUUGGAGGCUUUGAUUUGGAGAGGAUUGAGAGUGUUGUUAAUCCUGAAGCUUCAGGCGAAGACCACUCAAAGCAUGAUCAUGAUCACCAUCAUGACCAUCAUCAUCAUGAUGACCAUGACCAUAAACAUGAGCAUCAUGCUGAUUCCCAUUCUCAUGAUCAUAGCCAUGACCCUGGUGUUUCUUCUGUAAGCAUCGUUUGUGAAGGGAGCCUGGAUCUUGAAAAGGCCAAUAUGUGGUUAGGAACAUUGUUGAUGGAACGGAGUGAUGACAUAUAUCGGAUGAAAGGCCUUUUAUCUGUUGAUGGCAUGCCCGAGAGGUUUGUCUUUCAGGGAGUUCAUGACAUUUUCCAGGGAUCCCCUGAUAGAUCAUGGGGCCCUGAAGAACCUAGGAUCAACAAAAUUGUAUUUAUAGGCAAGAAUCUAAAUGCUCAGGAGCUAGAGAAAGGCUUCAAGGCUUGCUUGUUGUGAUGAUGGCAUCUUGAGAGCUCCAGUCACUGCCUUUAUCUUAUUUCCUUUUUAAGGAUUGUCAUCUAUCGGCGCUGAUCUUCCGAUUUGUGUGCCAGGGCGAGCUACAAAGAAGGAAUGCUGGUGCACUUAGGAGACGAAUAGGUUUUUUCUUUUUUUUUUCAGUCUCCUGUUUUGGAUCUUUCUUGUGAAAAAAAUUAUAAUGUAUGAUACUGGAUAAUGGAUAUAAAAUGCCUUGUUCCUAUGUAAUGCUGAUUUUGUUAAUGACACACAGAUUGUGAAAACCUUUAUUAUCAGAUUAUGAGAUAUUCCAUACUUAAUACUUGUCUUA
Messenger RNA from Phoenix dactylifera (date palm), 1804 nucleotides. RefSeq lists its product as uncharacterized. Gene Ontology annotation, cellular component: cytoplasm. Lineage: Eukaryota; Viridiplantae; Streptophyta; Magnoliopsida; Arecales; Arecaceae. The record is from RefSeq and is a predicted model, not a curated record.